AUGGCGCACCACCUCCCUCCGUCCUCGUCCGCUGCGGGGAACGCGUCCUCCGAGUCAGGAUCAUCCUCAACUCCUCGAUACACACCUGUCUCCAAUGGUUCCGACGAAGACGAUAUACCGGUGCCAAAUUAUAAACGCCACAAGGCCAAACAGUCGUCUUUAGGGCCGUUGCGUGUGCAGACCGAUUUCGGAGAGUCUGGGGCUGAGAUUACGGGUCCCGUUUCAGAUAUUGAAGAUGAUAAUGGGCUUGAGUCGGGGGAUGAUUCUGAAACGAAGAGUGUGAGGGCUCCGAGGUCAGGAUCAAGAUCUAAAUCUGGACCUAGAUUUUCACCAGAGGAAGAGAAAGAAGUUGUGAGGAUGUUUGAUAAAAGGCUUGUGCCAUUUCUUGCACUUUUAUAUUUGCUAGCUUUCUUGGAUCGAUCUAAUAUUGGAAAUGCCAAAAUUGCUGGAUUGCAAGAGGAUUUAAAACUAUCAUCUGUCCAGUAUGAAUGGCUACUUACAGCAUUUUAUAUCACCUAUAUUCUUUUCGAGUGGAUGACGCUCAUGUACCGCGUUAUACCUCCUCAUAUAUACAUUUCAGUUUGCGUCUGUGCCUGGGGCCUGAUCGCAUCAUUUCAAUGCCUGACAACUUCGUUUGGGGCGUUGGUCAUCCUUCGUGCCUUGCUGGGCAUUGCUGAAGCUGCAUUUGGCCCAGGAGUCCCAUUCUAUCUAUCAUUGUUUUAUCGACGCCAGGAGCUAGCUUUCAGAAACGGGCUUUUCAUUUCAGCAGCUCCGCUGGCAACUUCGUUCGCAAGUAGCCUUGCCUGGGUUAUUGUGAAAUUCAGUAGCAACGGACCGAUCUCACCAUGGCGCACGCUUUUCUUGGUUGAAGGCUUUCCAAGCGUGAUUGUUGCUGUGUUUGCAUGGGUUCUAAUCCCUGAUUCGCCUGGUCGUGCUCGAUUUCUUACUCGUCGACAGCGGGCUGUCGCUCGGCUCCGGUUGGAGGACAGCAACAAGUCGAACUAUCAACAGUCAGUCGAGAAGGGAUUCAACUGGCGUGAAAUUGUCAAGACGGCCUCUGACCCCAAGGCGUACAUGGCAGCGUUUAUGUUUUUCAGCUGCAAUGUUGCCUUUAGCUCGAUGCCAGUGUUUCUCCCCACGAUCAUCAAAGAUAUGGGAUUCUCAUCGCUACACGCCCAGGCUCUCUCUGCCCCGCCUUAUCUGAUCGCAUUUAUUGUUGUCUUGGCUACUGCAUGGGCUUCCGACAGCAGCCGCACUCGCAGUCCAUACCUCAUCGCCCACGCUCUCAUCUCCGCCGCGGCAUACUUGGCGAUUUCUGCAACAGGAUACUUCCAUGACCACCUAUCCACAGAUCUACACAUCUUUAUCCGCUAUGCCUGUGUGUUUCCCGCGAUAUCGGGUUUCUUUUCAGCCAUCACUCUGAUUAUCACCUGGUCAAUGGAUAACCGAACCGAGAAAGAAGGUAAGGGUGCGAGUAUUGCGAUUCUGAAUAUUAUUGGACAGUGCGGACCGCUCCUGGGAACAAGGUUAUACCCAGAGAGUGAUGGGCCAUGGUAUGUCACUGGUAUGGCAGUCUGUUCCUUUUUCAUGAUUAUCGUAGCUAUAUUGGCUACUAUUCUGAGGGUUCUUCUUCAGAGAGCGAAUAAGGCUGCUGGAGACGGGGCCUUGUUCGACGUAAGCCAUGCUAGUGGUCAUGGGGAUGAUGGAGAAGAACGAGACGAGCUCAUGGGUGGUGGACGAAGGGAAGAUCUAGAAGAUCAUACUGGAGACCAGAAGCUUGUGUAUAUCAUUUGA
This is a messenger RNA of Penicillium malachiteum, 1794 nucleotides long. RefSeq lists its product as uncharacterized. Gene Ontology annotation, cellular component: membrane. The record is from RefSeq and is a predicted model, not a curated record. Gene Ontology annotation, biological process: transmembrane transport. Gene Ontology annotation, molecular function: transmembrane transporter activity. The transcript is spliced from 4 exons. NCBI's taxonomy places the organism in Eukaryota, Fungi, Ascomycota, Eurotiomycetes, Eurotiales, Aspergillaceae. Bases 1 to 1794 code for a protein of 597 amino acids.